AUGUCUGGCUUUCUCGAGAAUGCCUAUAGUCUAGUCCACCAGGACAAUGCCGCUGAUGUGCCAAGCGUGUCCGACCUGCGCAUGCAGCUCGAGAAAGGCACAGACGAAACCAAGGUGGAAACUAUGAAGCAAAUCCUCACAAUAAUGCUCAAUGGCGAUCCGAUGCCGACUUUGCUCAUGCACAUCAUACGAUUCGUUAUGCCUUCAAAGCACAAGCCUCUCAAAAAGCUCCUGUACUUUUACUACGAAAUCUGCCCAAAGCUUGAUGCCAGUGGCAAACUGAAGCAGGAAAUGAUCUUGGUUUGCAAUGGCAUCCGAAAUGAUCUUCAGCACCCAAACGAGUAUAUCCGAGGGAAUACACUGCGCUUUCUCUGCAAGCUACGAGAACCGGAACUGAUUGAACCUUUACUCUCCUCAGCGCGAUCUUGUCUCGAGCAUCGUCAUGCUCAUGUCCGCAAGAAUGCUGUCUUUGCUGUCUCAUCUAUCUUCAUCCACUCGCCAUCAUUGAUUCCAGACGCUUCAGAGCUUCUGUCUGCAUUCAUUGAGAGUGAGACGGACGCCACAUGCAAACGCAACGCCUUUGCAGCUCUGGCAAGCAUCAACCACGAUGCCGCCCUUCUAUAUUUAAGUUCUGUCUUCGACGCCAUACCAAAUGCCGAGGAGCUUUUGCAACUAGUGGAGCUUGAGUUUAUACGCAAGGAUGCUAUCGAAAAUGGCCAAAACAAGGCUCGCUACUUGCGACUUAUUUUCGACCUGCUUGAAGCCGAUACCUCCACUGUUGUGUAUGAGGCUGCUUCUUCUUUAACGGCUUUAACGAACAAUCCUGUGGCUGUCAAAGCCGCUGCCACGAAAUUCAUCGAACUCAGCAUCAAGGAAGCCGAUAACAAUGUCAAACUUAUUGUGCUGGACCGUGUGAACCAGUUACGACAGAAGAAUGAAGGCGUCCUCAACGAUCUGGCGAUGGAAGUCCUACGAGUUCUUUCCAGUACAGAUAUUGAUGUACGCAAAAAAGCUCUCAAUAUUGCCCUAGACAUGGUGUCAAGCAAGAACGUGGAAGAACUCGUUCUCUUGCUCAAGAAAGAGUUGUCAAAGACGGUUGAUCAAGAGUACGAAAAGAAUGCUGAAUACCGGUCUCUUAUUAUACAUUCCAUCCAUCAAUGUGCCAUCAAGUUCUCUGAGGUUGCCUCGAAUGUGGUGGAACUUCUUAUGGACUUCAUUGCUGACUUCAACGCCGCCUCUGCCGUUGACGUCAUAAACUUUGUGAAGGAAGUCGUUGAGAAAUUUCCUUCACUACGGAAGACCAUCGUGGAACGCCUCGUCUCCACUCUCAGCGAAGUUCGUGCCGGAAAAGUUUACAGAGGCAUCAUGUGGAUUAUUGGCGAAUAUUCUUUGGAAGAAAAAGACAUACGGGAUGCCUGGAAGCGCAUAAGAGCUAGUCUUGGUGAGAUUCCAAUUCUUGCCUCUGAGCAACGCCUGUUUGAGGAACAAGACGGCGAGGAAAAGUUUGAAGAGCAGGUCAAUGGCAAUUCGAAGUCGACAGCACCGAGCGGCUCUCGGAAAGUGUUGGCCGAUGGUACAUAUGCAACGGAAACCGCCCUGACUAGUCUAUCUUCAGCGGCUGCCAAGCUGGAGGCCGUCAAAGCAGCACAAAAACCGCCACUGCGUCAGCUCAUUCUUGAUGGGGAUUAUUAUCUGGCCACUGUUCUAUCUUCUACAUUGGUGAAGCUCGUCAUGCGCCAUUCGGAAAUCUCUGCUGACGAAGCUCGCACGAAUGCUCUAAGAGCUGAAGCAAUGCUAAUAAUGAUUUCCAUCCUUCGUGUGGGACAAUCACAAUUUGUCAAGGCCCCGAUCGACGAGGACUCUAUCGAUCGAAUAAUGUCUUGCGUGCGAUCCCUUGCAGAAUUCGAGUCCAACAAGGAACUUGGGAAGGUCUGGCUGGACGACACAAGAAAGGCCUUCCGCGCUAUGGUGCAGGUAGAAGAGAAGAAGCGCGAGGCUAAAGAAGCCUUCAACAGAGCGAAAUCGGCUGUUCAAGUUGAUGACGUUGUUCAAAUUCGACAGUUAUCCAAGAAGAAUGUCAGUGACGGCCUUGACGGAAUAGAAAUGGACUUGGAGAGAGCAACGGGUGGCGAAGCAUCUACGGAGGACUUGUCUUCCAAACUGAGUCGUGUGGUGCAGCUCACCGGUUUCUCGGAUCCUGUUUAUGCCGAGGCUUACGUCAAGGUGCACCAAUUUGACAUCGUCCUUGACGUGCUCCUGGUCAACCAGACAACCGAAACACUGCAAAACUUGUCCGUCGAGUUUGCUACCUUGGGUGACUUGAAGGUUGUGGAGCGGCCGACAACGCAAAACCUAGGGCCUCAUGACUUCCAUAAUGUGCAAUGUACCAUCAAGGUCUCGUCGACAGACACCGGGGUUAUUUUCGGCAAUGUUGUGUACGAUGGCGCUCACUCUACUGAUACGAAUGUAGUCAUCUUGAACGACCUUCAUGUCGACAUUAUGGAUUACAUUCAACCAGCUACAUGUACCGAGACACAAUUCCGUACGAUGUGGACCGAGUUUGAAUGGGAGAACAAGGUCAACAUCAACUCAAAAGCUAAGUCUUUGCGAGAUUUCCUGGAUCAGCUUAUGGCCUGCACCAACAUGAAUUGCUUGACACCUGAAGCCAGUCUCAAAGGAGAUUGCCAGUUUUUAAGCGCCAAUCUCUACGCCAGAAGUGUCUUUGGCGAGGACGCCCUAGCAAAUCUCAGCAUCGAGAAGGAAGGCGAAGACGGGCCGAUCAUUGGGUUUGUGCGCAUCAGAAGCAGAUCUCAGGGUCUUGCGCUGAGUCUGGGGUCAUUGAAAGGGCUAAACAAAAUCGGGUCUUCGGCAUAG
Messenger RNA from Ustilaginoidea virens, 2874 nucleotides. RefSeq lists its product as uncharacterized. The record is from RefSeq and is a predicted model, not a curated record. The transcript is spliced from 4 exons. The coding region runs from base 1 to 2874 and encodes 957 amino acids. Gene Ontology annotation, molecular function: structural molecule activity. Lineage: Eukaryota; Fungi; Ascomycota; Sordariomycetes; Hypocreales; Clavicipitaceae. Gene Ontology annotation, cellular component: cytoplasm; COPI vesicle coat. Gene Ontology annotation, biological process: intracellular protein transport; intra-Golgi vesicle-mediated transport; endoplasmic reticulum to Golgi vesicle-mediated transport.